AUGUCACAGCAAGGACCAGCUUUUGAUGUGAACGCAAUGACCUUAACCAGAUGGGUUUUGGCUCAACAAAAAACGGCACCACUAGCUACUGGAGACUUAACACAACUCUUAAACUCCAUACAAACAGCAGUCAAGGCUAUACAAACAGCUGUGAGAAAAGCCGGCAUCGCUAAAUUGCAUGGAAUCUCAGGAGAUACGAAUGUUCAAGGCGAAGAAGUUAAGAAACUGGAUGUUCUCUCAAAUGAACUUUUCAUCAAUAUGCUUAUAUCGUCAUUCACUACUUGUUUGCUCGUCUCUGAAGAAAAUCCUAAGGCUUUACAGGUGGAAACAGAAAGACGUGGAAAAUACAUAGUAUGUUUCGAUCCCCUCGACGGCUCGUCAAACAUUGACUGCCUUGUAUCAGUCGGCUCCAUUUUCGCAAUAUACAAAAAAACAUCAGAUGGAGAGCCAUCCGAGUCAGAUGCACUGCGUCCAGGCAACGAGCUGGUGGCGGCGGGCUACGCGCUGUACGGCUCCGCGACCAUGCUCGUCAUAUCCUUGGGGAAGGGCAAAGGCGUCAAUGGGUUCAUGUACGACCCUUCCAUUGGAGAGUUUAUUUUAACUGACCCUAACAUGAAGAUACCGGAUAGGGGCAAGAUAUAUUCUAUAAAUGAAGGAUACACAGCAGAAUGGUCAGAAGGUUUGAAAAAUUAUAUAGAGGAAAAGAAAAGACCUAAAACAGGUAAAGCAUAUGGCGCGAGAUAUGUCGGCUCGAUGGUGGCCGAUGUGCAUAGGACGAUCAAAUAUGGCGGCAUUUUCUUGUAUCCGGCUACUAAAUCCGCUCCGAAGGGAAAGUUGCGUCUCUUAUACGAGUGUAACCCGAUGGCGUUCAUAGUGUCGGAGGCAGGCGGUCUUGCUUCUAGCGGAACCAAACCCAUACUCGACAUACAACCCACGUCAAUACACGAACGCGUCCCGUGCUACCUUGGCUCUAAACUGGAUGUUGAAGAGUUGCUGAACUUCCUUAAG
Molecule: messenger RNA, 1008 nt
Organism: Brenthis ino (lesser marbled fritillary)
Lineage: Eukaryota; Metazoa; Arthropoda; Insecta; Lepidoptera; Nymphalidae
Source: the annotation of a GenBank genome assembly